AUGCACCGGGUGGUCUCCAACCAGCGCUCCGUCUCCUCCUCCUCCGGCUCCUUCCAGGCUCCCCCGCCGCCUCCCCCCGCCGCCGCCGGCGGGGAUCUGCAGCCGCUCUUUCUGGGCGGCGGCGGCGUCAGCAGCACCAGCAGCUCCAGCGGCGGCACCCGGAGGGGCAGGCGGGGCUCGGUUUCCAGUUCGGCCUCGACCCGGACCCGGAGCAGCAGCCGCAGCCGCAGCAACAGCAGUAGUAGCAGCAGCGACCGCAGCAGCGAGGACGAGGAAGGCGAAGCGGAAGAAGCCAAGCCGCUGGUGCCGGCGCAGGAACCCGCCUCGCCGGCGGCCGUCGUGGCCAUUCCCCCCGCCGCCGCCGCUGCCGCCGCCGCCUGUGCCUCGUCAGGCUUCAGCAGUUCCUCCUCGUCGGGCUGCACCAUGACCGCCGGCGAGCUGUACGGGGCUCCGCUGGCCGGGCCGGAGGCGGCGGCGGCUGCGGGCCCGGCGGCCGGGCUGCUGUGGGCGGGGGGCUUCGGCGGCGGGCCGGCGGGCCCGCGUUGGGGCUACCAGGCGCUGUCCUUGGUGCUGCUGCUGGGCCAGGGGGCGCUGCUGGACAUCUACCUGAUCGCCGUCACCGACCUGUACUGGUGCAGCUGGAUCGCCACCGACCUGGUGCUGGCUGCCGGCUGGAGCAUCUUCUUCUGCCGCAACAGCCGCGCGCGUCGGCGGGAGCGGCCGUUGGGGGCCGUUGGGGGCUACCCGCCGCCGCCGCCCUUGCACCCGCUGCUGGGGCACGGCCCGUACGGCGGCAGAGGCGUCGGAGGCGGCGGCGUCGGGGCGGGCUCGGGGAGCAAGGCGGGGGCCGCUCCGCGGGGCGGGGACUUCGCCUACGCCCACUUGGCCUGGCUGAUCUACGCCAUCGCCUUCACGCCCAAGGCGGCCCUCAUCCUGGGCACGUCCAUCCUGGAGCUGGUCGAGCUGCGCCUGCCGCUGGGCGCCACGGGCUUCCGCAUCACGCUGGCCCUCUCGGCCCCGCUGCUCUACUGCCUCCUGCGCGCCAUCAGCACGGAUCCCGGCGGCGGCCAGCUGCUCCUGCCGCCCCAGCCGCCCCCCCAGCACCGCGCCUCCGCCGCCUUCCUGGCCACGUGCUUGGACCUGCUGGACAGCUUCACCCUCCUGGAGCUGCUGCUCCUGCAGCCGGGCCGGCCCGCCUUGGCCCUGCCGCCGCCCGUCCGGUACGUGCUGAUCGCCGUCUAUUUCUUGUGCCUGGCCUCGCCCGUGCUCUGGCUGUACGAGCUGAGCGCGCCGCGGGCCCCCGGCGCGGGCCGCCUGGUCCUGCACUGGCUGAUCCCCGCCGGACUCCUGGAUGCGCCGCUGCUGGCCCUGCGCUGCCUCCUGCUGGUGCGCUACCAGCAGCCGCUCUCCAUCUUCAUGCUCAAGAACCUCUUCUUUCUGGCCUGCCGGGGCUUGGAAGCCAUGGAGACCUGCUACCUUCUCCACUCUGCCAGCGGACAGGGAGGCAAGGGCAAGACCGUGCCCGUCCUUUCCACAGGCGUCGGAGCUGGCCAGCUCAGUCACUGCAUCUCGGAGAACGACAUGGGGCCCCAUGGCUACGUCAACACAUUGGCGGUGACUGCCCAGAGCUGA
This is a messenger RNA of Protobothrops mucrosquamatus (brown spotted pit viper), 1632 nucleotides long. It is a transcript of the gene TMEM121B, whose product is annotated as transmembrane protein 121B. Bases 1 to 1632 code for a protein of 543 amino acids. NCBI's taxonomy places the organism in Eukaryota, Metazoa, Chordata, Lepidosauria, Squamata, Viperidae. The record is from RefSeq and is a predicted model, not a curated record. The transcript has a single exon.